AUGGUGGGGAAUCGGACCCAUGCUUCUAAGUCACCGGUGCAACGACUGUAUGCCAGUCUAGACAGUGUGGCUUGUUUGGCAUUAAAUAUGAGCCUCUUCCCUCACUUGCUAGUCAGCUCCACCACGGAUCGAAGUGUACUGCCCGCCCUCCUUCACUUUAUCGGCUUACUUCACUCUGGCCUAGGCUUCCAGAGCCUGGCAUCGAGUCGAGAUUACGGAAGUUUUCAUUUCGCCUCUACGGUCAGCGCCCUUUUAACGGAACUCGAGUCCAAGACGCCUAUGCAAGAGUAUUUUUUCAACUUUUCAUUGUAUACACUUUUUCCCGUGCAAGACGGUUUAUAUAUGAAUUGUUAUCCGGCCUCCUUUCUGGGAAUCCGUCGGGAUGGCUGGAAGAGAACAAGUUUGCUCAGAAGCACUUCACUUGAUCUCAUCGGGGCAUCGAAGCAUCGAAGCAUCGAGGCAUUGAGGUCAGUGGCGAAUAGAGAUGACUCCUUCGUCGAAUUCCUCAACUCGAACCACAGCAAUCACAGAGCCGAAUCAGGCUGCCGGCCCUUAUGGAACCUGGGCGAGCUGAAGCUUCGCGUAGACAGGCGACGCCUGAUUCGAUCAGACCCUCCCAAUCCUAGCAAUGUCCUCCCAUCCCUUCUCAGUAGUCAAGAGAAUGAGCCAAACGCCCAAGCCCUCUUCGUCUGCGCCGACUGUCGACUGUUGUCUGCUUCUUUUGACCGCUCCAAAGAGUGCACGUCUGCCCUGCCAGCCAACGGCACCGUCUUCUCCUCGCGACGUCAGUUAGACGAGAAAAGCCUUGCACGAUUUCAGAGGUUACGCUCCAUACGAUAA
Messenger RNA from Protopolystoma xenopodis, 840 nucleotides. The record is from the annotation of a GenBank genome assembly. NCBI's taxonomy places the organism in Eukaryota, Metazoa, Platyhelminthes, Monogenea, Polystomatidea, Polystomatidae.